GGCCUGUGGUCUCUCCUUUGUGCAGCAGGGCUGGGAUGGGUAGAGAGUGACUGGGGGGGCAUGGGGUACAUCAUCACCCACCAUGGUGGACUGGCAGAGAGCAAAUACCCCCAGCACCACUUCACAGGGUUUUUCCAAUACAGCAGCCAUCAUGGACAAGUGAAAACACUAAGUCUGGGACAGUAGGCUUCAAUUGAUUCCCAAAAAUGCAGGGUGAGGUGAUACAGGAUGAUGCUGGGGCGACCGACAACAUCCCCAAAGGUAACAAAAGUGCCCCACAGAGCCCUCUGAGAGGCACCCUCCGGAGAGCAGCCGCUGCUGUCUCUUUUGAAGGGGUCACCACCAGUGAGGCCACUAUCGAGAGGAAGAAGAGGAAAAAAAAGGAGCCACGGCCGGAGUCGAUAAUCGUGUAUCGAUCGGACAAUGAGAAAUUCUUGGAAGAAGAGCAAGCCAAUCAGGAAGGAGGCGAGAAGAGCACUGAGGAGGGAGCACGAUUUGUCGGAACACCAGGUUCUGAUGGAGGUUGGCGUUUGCCCCCGGACAAUCGUUAUGUCACCUUAACUGGCACAAUUACCCGUGGAAAGAAGAAGGGACAGAUGGUGGACAUUCAUGUAACCUUAACAGAGAAAGAGCUCCAGGAGCUUGCAAGAUCCAAGGAUCCUUUACAAGACGAGCCAAUGGAAAGCAAGCAGGCCUGUUCAGUUGGGUGGGACAGGGGUCCUCACAUUCUCCUCUGGAGCAUUCUUUGUUUGCCAGUUAUAUUUGUUCUUUCGUUUGUGUUAUCAUUUUAUUAUGGAACCAUCACGUGGUAUAACAUCUUCUUGGUUUAUAAUGAGGAAAGGACUUUCUGGCACAAGAUAACAGUGUGCCCCUUCCUGAUGAUCUUCUACCCCAUCAUUAUCGUGGUGCUAUCUGUGUCGCUAGCUCUGUAUGCCUCACUGGCCCAGAUCGCAUGGUGCUUUGGUCAGUGGUGGCAUGCUGUGAAGGACAUGGAGAAAGGUGUUUGUGGUUGGAUCUGCAGCAAGUUGGGUCUAGAGGACUGCUCUCCGUACAGUAUUGUGGAGUUACUAGAUUCAGACAAUAUCUCUGGAAGCCUUUCUGCAAAGGGGUCCACGCAGGGUGUGGAAACGUCGGCAGUUUGAUUCACUGGUCUUCAUUUUUUAUUUAUUUUUUAUUCUUUGCAAAUGCUUGUUGAUACCUGUGGUUUUGUUUGUUCCACGAAUGAUGAAAGCUCCAAACUCCUGGCCUGGCAACUUACUGACACAUGACUCUCUAUUCAAAGGAAUUUCACUGCAAAAGAUGCAAGAGAUUUCUGUUUUAAUGGUUUGCAGGGUCAAUGACUGACAACACAAUGGCAACUUGAUUCAAUUAAGAGUGGCUCUGUCACGUAACCAAGACUCAGGGCAAUCACAAUCUGUUCUAAAGAUUUCUUCUUGCCUUUUGAACACUAUUACACCUAACGUAGACAGUGUUUAUAGUUUGCAAUGAUCAAUGCAUUGUGUUACCAAAUAAUAUGCACUUUUAAUGUGAUAAAUGGGGAAACCAGACAGGUAAUAGCCAUAUAAGACAUGCAGACCCCUUAAGCAUAGAGACACAUAUUCACUGAUCGCUGGCUCCAUUAAACAAGGCCGUCAUUAUUGGGAUCUUCCUAUACGUAUAUAUAGAUCCUCAGAAUUGCUGCAAAAUAUACAUCAAAUACAGUUCACAUUAUGUAAAUGCCUUAUGGAGCUAACUGGACAUUUUUUAACACUUCCAAUCUGACCAUGUGGUUUAUGCAGAGCCCUCUCAAUAAAUAUAUAUCAUUCAUUUGGAAUUAAUCUGCAUAGAUGGACACAUUAUGGUCAGAAAGAGGGCAGACUCAUCACACUGAAAAUCCCUCUCUUUAUUUUCUAACUAAUCUAAAGUUUAAAGAUAGACCUGUAUAUAUUCUGUUACUUUACACUGGACCCUUUCUAACUGUAUGCUGCUUGCUAUUCGCCGAGUGCAAUCUACGGAUCGGUUAUCCAUCCUACAUAAUGUCCCUUUAUAAUUCACAAAUCAUUUUAAGAUGGACGAAAGGUAAAUAUUGAACUUUUGAUUUAUUUUGAUGUUCCCAAACUCUGCAAAAAUUUACCGACUCGGCUAUAGUGACAACGUAUAUAACUG
This is a messenger RNA of Pelobates fuscus (common spadefoot toad), 2145 nucleotides long. It is a transcript of the gene TMEM169, whose product is annotated as transmembrane protein 169. The record is from RefSeq and is a predicted model, not a curated record. The transcript has 3 exons. Bases 207 to 1142 code for a protein of 311 amino acids. Lineage: Eukaryota; Metazoa; Chordata; Amphibia; Anura; Pelobatidae.